CGGUUGAUUGAAUCGAUACCAGUGGACUCGUUUAUCGCGAUCGCUUCAAGUUCGUUAAUUAAGAAAAUUUUUUUAAUGCGUGGUUCGAGACUGUUAAUCGGCGAUUAAAGAUGAACGACAAACGAAGAUCGACGCAAGCACCGAUCUACAUAUGCCACGCGACCAUUUGCACGGAGGAGAUCCAGUCGGAACUGUCGAGAUCAUGGUACAGCUGGAUCUUGAACGCGAUGUGUGGCAGGGUUCGGAAAAAAUGGCACGCCAGUAAAAGCAGAAUGUACGUAAACGGUACACCUUCGUCGCUUGUGUUGCCCACACAGAAACGGCCGCAGGAUAUCGACGCUUACCCAUUAACGAACAGUGUACCUAGUCUUAUAAAAAUAUUGUUGGUCUUCCCCAAAGAUGAUCAACAAAUGGACGUGCUUGCAACCACUUCGAGGAGAUUGGGGUGGAGCGUGUCGGUGGCGAAAGACAGGGAGAAAGCGGUGGAGUUUUUCCAGCAUCGGGGCCACGAGCUAAUAAUCAUCGAUCAUCGGGGUCAACGUGCCGCAGAGGCCGAGACAAUUUGUAGGGCGAUUCGGUCUAGUCCCGUUUACCACAAUUCCGUUAUCAUAGCUCUAGUAAAGAAAUCGUAUUUCAUGUACGGCGAAAAAGAUAAAAUCGUGACACUGGACUUGCUGGACACUGGGUUCAACCGAGCAUUGAUGGAGUGCUCCCACGAGGGAAUAUUAAUAAACGAAUUAGUGGGGAUUUACACGAGCGCGUUACUGCCAAGGACUCAACUCGCGGCUGCCAACGCUUUGUAUGUGGCUUUGGACAGGUGCCGUGACAUGGUACACGUGACGAACGAUAAACACAUUGUACAGUUUGUUAAUAAAAUCAGCGAAAAGUUACUAGGUUAUAAGGUGAGCGAAAUGUUGGAGAAGAACAUUGCGGAGUAUGUACACUAUGAGAACUUCGUGGUCCUGGAGCAACAGAUCAGCAAGGGUCGUGAGUUCGAGGGAAAUAUGAAUUGCAGACGGCAAAACAGUCAAAUGAUCACGAUCAAUUGCAGGGUGAUACCUUUCUGCUCCGCGUUGAAGAAACCGACACAUUAUAUAUACAUAUACGACACGACGUAUUUGUCCGAAAAUAUUGAUCCGCUGAGUCCACUUCCUAGUCUCGCGCAAACACCUUUUUCUAAAACGGUCUCGGUCGCGGUCGCGGCCACGUCGCAAAGGAGGGCUUCCGAUGUAAAGUCCAGCAUUACCGAGGGCCGCAGGCGGUCCAGUUUACAGAAGUUGCACGCCUUGCAAUUGGAGGCGCCUAUCACGAAAGUCAUCACCCUUCUCACUAAUGCCAUCACGGAUACUACGAGUCCGGACACAGCAGCACAGAUCGACAAGGCUAUAGAUAUGCUCAAAACCACUGAAUUAUACGUGCCAUACCUCAAAGAGGACAGAAACUACACCGAUCCGGUGGCGACGGACCUCGUUGGAGCCUUACUCGCCUCACCGAGACGACCAUGGGAAUCCAGACGAUCGUCAGCAGAAUCAGCGCGACUGUCCACUCUAAAAGCGGUCACAACUGCUCCGAGCUCUUCGCGUAUGCAGAUCAAGGGAUUUAGAGGUCCUCAAGAGAUCGCGGAAAUACUCGAAAGAUGCUUGGAAUGGAAUUUCGAUAUAUUCAAGCUCGAGGUUCUGACAGAGAGGAGGCCGCUACUCUUCUUAGGGAUGACCAUCAUGAAUCUAUACCGAGUACCAGCGAGAUUAGGCUGCGACGAAAAAAUCGUACAAAACUGGUUGGCCGUGAUCGAGAUGAGUUACAGAGCUCAAAAUAGUUAUCAUAAUUCAACCCAUGCCGCGGAUGUCCUUCAAGCGACCGCUAGGUUCAUGCAGUCCGAGAGGCUCAAACAGAUCCUAGAACCUUUGGACGAGGUCUCGGCUUUAAUCGCGUCUGCUGCUCACGACAUCGAUCAUCCGGGGAGAUCGAGCCAGUUCCUCUGCAACUCUGACAACAAGUUGGCAGUUCUCUACAACGAUAUGUCCGUUCUCGAGUCUCACCAUGCGGCCCUGACGUUUAAAUUAACAUUAUCAGACGACAACGUGAAUAUCUUUAGAAAUUUGGAACGGGACACAUACAAGCACGUUCGUCAGACGGUGGUGGAUAUGAUUCUGGCAACAGAGAUGACGAAACACUUCGAACAUCUAGCCAAGUUCAUGAACGUUUGCAGUAUGAAAGUUGGAGACCCAGGGGAUGGAUACAUAGACUCCAUGGACAUGUCGGUCGUGUUGCAACCCGAGAACGUGGCGUUGGUCAAAAGGAUGAUGAUCAAAUGCGCGGAUGUGUCGAAUCCGACCCGGCCAAUGAAAUGCUGUGUCGAAUGGACCAGACGAAUAGCUGAGGAGUAUUUUAAUCAGACCGACGAAGAGAAAAAAUUGAAACUGCCCGUCCUGAUGCCCAUGUUCGACAGACAAACGUGCUCGAUACCGAAAUCGCAAAUCGGUUUCGUCGAUUUCAUCAUAAACGACAUGAUCGAGGCCUGGGAUGCCUUUAUCGACAUGCCAGAAAUGGUUGGAUACAUGAGACAGAAUUAUGAUAAAUGGAAGGAAUACAACGAAAAAGGCAUAUCGACCCUACAAGAUAUCGAGAAAAUACAACAGAUUCCUGAGUUGCACAUAUACCGAUUCACAUGACCCAUGGAAAACCCUAACCUGUCCCAAAAUCCCUCAACCCCUCCCAUCCGUACUCACGGCCAUCCCUCCUGAUGGUUUUCACGCCGCGAGUUGUGCAACGAUUUGUAAAAUAUUCGUAAUAUUUAAGAAUAGAGUAAUAUGACACGUCGUACGCUAGUAAGUUCUUUUUUUUUUUUUAGAAAAUAUACUGUAAUUCAUUCACGUUCGGCGUUGUUUUACUCCAAACCUCAUUCCCCUAACUCCCACACACACCUGAAGAAUGUUCGAGGAUCUAAUUUUGAACUCGUGACUCGGCGACGCGAGAAUCGCUUCGUCGCAGAAAUACAUUGUUUGGUAGUUUUUUAUAAAUAUGAAGAUAAAUAUAGAGAACUGACUGUUCUUUAUAGACGUAUCAUUUCACUCGGAUGACUGGCUUGUUUUUUAGUAGAGAUUGUGCAUUCGAUGCAUUUACAGCUGACGUAUGAUUUUAUUCGGGUGACAAAGCUUAUUUGUAGAUUGUGGAUUUUAUGCAUUCACUGCUAAUGUAAUAGUGAAACAACGAGAAUGUUUAUGAAACUUAAUGCAGAUUUCAGACUUCUUUUUACUUAGAAAAACCAUUCAUUCCUUCGUGUGAGUUUCUCUGUUUUUACUUUCCUCACCUUAUAUCUUGGUCCGUAACGGUCUAAAUUUGUAUAUCAAACGUCCAGAAUCUUAGA
This is a messenger RNA of Dufourea novaeangliae, 3367 nucleotides long. RefSeq names its product high affinity cAMP-specific and IBMX-insensitive 3',5'-cyclic phosphodiesterase 8A (gene Pde8). Gene Ontology annotation, molecular function: 3',5'-cyclic-nucleotide phosphodiesterase activity. NCBI's taxonomy places the organism in Eukaryota, Metazoa, Arthropoda, Insecta, Hymenoptera, Halictidae. The record is from RefSeq and is a predicted model, not a curated record. Bases 111 to 2672 code for a protein of 853 amino acids. Gene Ontology annotation, biological process: positive regulation of ERK1 and ERK2 cascade; signal transduction. The transcript is spliced from 18 exons.